ACUCACACCUUUUAGCCUCCACAUAUCUCGAGGUUCUCUCUCUCUAGUCUCUAUAUAUGUGUCUCUGUUGAUUCCUUUGCUGUUAUCAUUUGUCUCAUCUCUCUCUCUCUUACUUUUGCUGCUUUUUCAAUGGGUACCAUUUUGAUGCCCCUUUCCUAUUGGCGCUAGAGAGAGAAACAGGAGAGUAAAGUUCCCAUUUUGAUGCGUUUUCUCCUCCUUUUUCUUUUUUUUUCUUUUUUUUUUUGUGAGGUAUGUGUGAGAAAUUUGUGAGAAGUUGGUGUCCUUCAUUGUCCGGAGCAAGAACUCAAAUGUGUUCUUAUUAGGGUUUUUCGCUUGCUGAUUUGAAGUGGAGAGAGUAGAGAUUGUAGCAGGAAAGUUGUGGAAUUUGGGACAUUGUAAGUAUGGAGAUCCAUUACUUCACUAGGGUUUUUGAUGAACUUAAGUCUCCCUUAAAUUGUUGAAACUUUGCUAUAGAAAAAGUAGGAUCUUGAUGGGUUCUUCAAGCUCUAAACCCACCACCAGCAAUGAAGCAUUGGUUCUCUGCAAGGAGAGAAUGCAUUACAUCAAGCGCGCGAUCGACGCGCGGAAUUCGCUAUCCGCGGCGCAUUUGCUGUACAUCCGGUCCCUUCGUAGCACCGGAAAUGCUCUGCGGCGAUACGCGGAGCCUGAUCUUUCGGUCGAGUCGUCGAUCUCGGCCUCCGAAGUAGAGAAAUCCCCAAGCCACUCUUCCUACGCAUCGCCGUCGCCUUCCCGCGAGCAUGCCGCCGCUUCUCCUCAGCUCGCAAAUGCGAGCUACAUGAGAGCGACGAAGAGUGCUUCUGUAACGGUGACGGUGGAGCGAGAAGCAGCUCACUUUGUUGAGCAUGAAUCUCUCCGCUCCCCCCCGCCGCCGCUGCCGCCGGUUUCCCUUGAAUCGAAUUCCUCAUGGGACUUCUUCGACCCUAUCGAUGCGAUAAGUUUUAGUAGUAGAUUGAAGGGUUUGAGACAAGUAAGAGAAGCCGAAGUGGUUCCUUUAAUCGAAGAGGAAACGAAAAAGUCCCAUGAAAUGCAAGAGGAGGUGGUCGACAUGUAUGGGAGUAUCAUUGAUGAAGCUCUAGGGGACGAGGGAGAGGAAGAAGUAUUAGCGGAAAGGGAGGAUGCUGCCGAGUACAUUACACAUAGGGCCAAAGAUUUUCUUUCUAGCAUGAGGGACAUCGAACACCGGUUUCUUAGGGCAGCAGAAGCGGGCAAUGAGAUGUCGAGAAUGCUCGAGACUAACAAAAUCAGGCUAAGUAUUUGUUCUGAUUUAUCAGGCAGACCACCCACUUCAAGAUUUCUCACAGCAUUUCAUCGAGUUUGCUGCAAUGGGGAGACUCCCCUUAAUCAAGAAUCUACGCAAAAUGCUACGAAGGUCAUCACUUGGAAUCGUUCAGUCUCGUCCCUGUCAUCAUCAUCCAAGAACCCUCUUACAUCGACAGCGAGAGAUGAUGGCGGCGAUAGUAGUAGUGAUUUUAUUGAGGAAUUUUCCAUGAUUUCGGGAAGCCAUUCUUCUACGCUGAACAGGCUGUAUGCAUGGGAAAGAAAACUUUACGAUGAAAUCAAGGCUAGCGAAUGUAUUCGGAAGGCCUAUGAUCAGAAGUGUACUCAGCUCAGACACCAAUUUGCCCGAGAUCUCAACGCAGAAUUGAUCGAUAAAACGCGAGCUGUUGUAAAGGAUCUGCAUUCGCGAUUAAGUGUAGCCAUUCAAGCGGUUGAUUCAAUAUCCAAACGAAUCGAGAGGAUGAGGGAUGAGGAAUUGCUCCCUCAACUCGUCGAGCUCAUUCAUGGGUUAAUCAGGAUGUGGAAAAACAUGCUUGAAUGCCACCAUUCUCAAUUCAUCACAAUCUCCUUAGCUUACCAUGCCAAAAGCUCGACGACCUCGACGCCUCCCUCACGAGACGGGCACCGCAAGCAGGCCUUGGUGCACCUAAAGAAUGAGCUGGAGUUCUUCAGCUCGAGCUUCACAAACUGGGUCGACGCGCUCGAAUCCUAUGUUGCGGCGCUCAACUCGUGGCUCCAGAAGUGCGUCCUCCAACCGCAAGAAAACAGAAGGGGAAGGAGAAGAGCCAUCUUCCCCCCUCGACAAGCGCUCUCUCCUCCGAUAUUCGUUCUCUGCAGCGAUUGGCUCACGGGGAUGAGAGUGGUUCCGUACGAUUUUCUUCGCGAUUGUGUUAAAGAACUCACCACCCUCCUCCAUGACUUCAUUGAAAAGUUGGUAGAAGAGGACAAGAAAAGGAAAGAAGAGCGGGGAGAGAUCGGCGGAACCGAGAAGAUCGAAAAUUACUCCAAGUUGGUUAGUUUGCAGGCGAGUUUAGCGAAGGUGUUCGACAAGUUGGCGAAGUUCUCCGAGGCCUCUUUGAAAGUAUACGAAGAUGUGAAGCAAGGACAUGAGAUUGCGCGCACCGCGUAUAAAAAUGGCGGGAUCUAAUCAUUAUGAAUGUGAUGUAGCUACAUUUUCAUCAUGUUUGUAAAUUUUUGUCAUCAGUGAUGUUCACCUCUUGAGGAUAUUUGGUGAAUAACCUAGUACAAAUAAAUUCAGAUGGGAGAAAAAUAAGUUGCAGUAUAUGUUUCUGGGUAAA
Messenger RNA from Ananas comosus (pineapple), 2597 nucleotides. RefSeq lists its product as uncharacterized. NCBI's taxonomy places the organism in Eukaryota, Viridiplantae, Streptophyta, Magnoliopsida, Poales, Bromeliaceae. The record is from RefSeq and is a predicted model, not a curated record. The transcript is spliced from 6 exons. The coding region runs from base 491 to 2446 and encodes 651 amino acids.